AUGAAGAAGCAAAAUGUACGCACUCUAUCCUUAAUUGUGUGCACAUUUACAUAUCUGCUAGUUGGUGCGGCUGUCUUUGACGCUCUUGAGUCUACUACGGAGAGGAACAGAUUUGAAGUUCUGCAAGCUAUCGAGGGGAUGAUAAUAAGAAAGUACAAUAUAACAGAAGAAGACUUCCGCGUGAUGGAGACAGUGGUGCUCAAAUCGGAACCGCACAAGGCUGGUCAACAGUGGAAGUUCACUGGUGCCUUCUAUUAUGCCACCACCGUCCUUACCACCAUUGGGUAUGGGCACUCGACGCCAGCUACGAUCGGCGGCAAGCUGUUCACAAUGUUUUACGCCAUCGUGGGCAUCCCGCUCGGCCUCAUCAUGUUCCAGAGCAUCGGCGAACGCGUCAACAGACUUAGCAGCGUAAUAAUAAAAUCAAUAAAGCGUGCGAUGAACUGCAAGCAAACGAAUGCAUCUGAAGUGGACCUCAUCUGUGUGGUGACCACACUGUCAUCUCUGACCAUCGCAGGGGGAGCAGCUGCCUUCUCCAAGUUCGAGGGUUGGAGUUACUUCGACAGCGUUUAUUACUGCUUUAUAACGUUGACCACUAUUGGUUUCGGCGACAUGGUAGCCCUCCAAAAGGACAACGCGUUAAACCGCAAGCCUUCGUAUGUGAUGUUCGCUUUAAUCUUCAUCCUUUUCGGGCUGGCCAUCGUGGCCGCUUGCCUCAACCUGCUCGUGCUGCGGUUCGUGACCAUGAACACUGAGGACGAGAAGCGGGAUCAACAGCAGGCAGAGCAGGCGCAGCAGGUGGCCGUGCGGCUGGAGGGCGACGUGAUCACGGCGGACGGCGCCGUGCUGCGCGGCGUGGCGCGCGGGACGCGGAUGCCCGCGCUGCCGGCCAGCGCGCGCCACGUCUCCACUGACACGUCGAUGGCCCCGCUGUACAUCGACGACGACUACGCGCCUAGCGUCUGUUCCUGUUCCUGCAACUGCUUCGGUCCUAACAAGUCAAUACUUUAUCGCGAUCCGCUGUCACCAGUACCACCAACGAACAUCAAGCAGAUCAAAUCGAAAAACUACCAAGGCCUGGGUGGCCUGCCUCGUUACAUAGAAAAGAAUUCCUCAAAAAAUAAUUCACAGUCCCUCCGUCUCAACUCAGCCUCUGGCUACUUAUACAUGAAUGCUAAAACCAACGAAUUCCAAAUAGAUCCCGAUGACUUCAAAGAAAUGGUAGCAAAGAGACGUGAGCAACUUCGCAAAGGAAUGAUGAUGUAUGAAAUGGGAUAUAACAACAAUGAACAAUAUUUACACCCAUAUAGACACAGUAUCGGACAAAGCAGCCCUCGCAGCUCAUCACUAUACUCCAUGAACUUGCGAUCUGAGAACCGUAGCAAUGACCCAUUAGUCGAUGAUUACGAUUCAGAAAAAUCAAGCUAUGCUCGAAAGAAGCUAAUGAAGAACAUAGCAAGGAAUACAAGCAAUAAACGUAUGGAGAAUUACUUCUACGACGACGCCGUGCUGCAUUUCGAUGAUGAGUACGCGUUCGAUGGGACGAUACUGUUCGCGAAACGAAGAAAAUCAUUUGAAAACAACUGGGAUAUCACCUGUGACAUGCCAAGGAGCCAAUACGCGCCUGAUCAGGUGUCCAAUGAUGGAAGCUAUGGGUAUUAUUUGCCUGAUGAUGAAGAACAGGAGCAGUACUUCAUCAACGACACCUUGACGUUCAACCUGCCUCCGCACCGUGCCAGUAUUUAGUAACAGUGCCAUUGAAGUGCCAAUGAGUGACUUAGUGCCAAAACUGAUGGGCUUAAGUGUUAUAUUUGUGUAUACAUGAGUGGGGGGAUGAUAUGAAUGGGGUAUCUUUGAUAUCUUUACUCUAUACAAGAAAAUGAGAUAUAAAUAUUAUGACGUAGUACCUAAGGAGAAUAUAAAUUGCUAAAUGCCGCGCGAAACCCAAAGUAAUAUUGUUAAAAACUACAGCGCGCAGUCAAGUUAUAAAAAAAUAAAGAUGCAAGGCGAAAUAGAACACUAUAAAAUGUGUAACAUAACUUCUUUCACUUGUGAAACAUGAAAUCAAAAUUGUGAAAAGCUCUAGGGAUAAAUAUUAGUUAAAGAAAAUUAUAAUAAAUGGGCCAAUUAAUUAACAGUUAGAGAUUUACAAUUUUGCGGUAGUGUGUUUGUUCGUUAUGGUGGAUUUUAACCAUGAAGUGGUAGGCAAUUUUUAACUAAAUUUACGUGUUUUUGAGUAGAUCCAAUUUCAACAGAGAGACCACCACCUGGUCCUCUGCAGUAAUACAUGCCACAACUGAGCAUAAAUCUAAUAUUUAUAGAUCACAGACGCUUGUGUAAAAUGUCGUCGAUUAAAAGGUAAGACUCACUAAGUCCCAUUUUGAUCAAAAAGGAGACUUUUUUAUUUUUGUUUCAUUGAGAUGAACAAAAAUCUAGGACAAGAAAAUGUUUGUUAUUAAACUGCAUUUCGAAAAUCUGUAAGUGCAAUAAUAUCAUAACUGCCUCUGUGGCCGAACGGUUACCAUGCUGGUUUGCCACGCAAAGGGCCCGAGUUCAAUUCCCAGGCCAGGAGAAACAUUUGCAUGACCUACUUUUAUUUCUUUCGUGAGUUUGGGUGUAAUUGCGCGCGCGAGCGUGUGUGCGUUAUUAUUAUUAUCUAAAAUAGAUCUCUAUAGAAAACUCGCCUCUCCCAUGACCUGAAAGACAAAUUGAAGUAAUUAUUAUUAUUAUUAACUCAAAAUCACAAGUAAAACACAAAAUCAUAAUUAUCUCCAUUAGUCGAUUUGGCUUUUAUGUGAUUUUUACCUUUAAACUAACAAUAUAUAUCAUCUACUAAUUAUUCUUCUAUUUUACAGUAUCUGUAGUAGCGUAAAAAUUGUCGAUCACAUUGUGUUACGUA
Molecule: messenger RNA, 2899 nt
Organism: Hyposmocoma kahamanoa
Lineage: Eukaryota; Metazoa; Arthropoda; Insecta; Lepidoptera; Cosmopterigidae
Product: potassium channel subfamily K member 9-like
Exons: 8
Coding region: 1-1746 (581 amino acids)
Biological process (GO): potassium ion transmembrane transport; stabilization of membrane potential
Cellular component (GO): membrane
Molecular function (GO): potassium ion leak channel activity
Source: RefSeq, a predicted model, not a curated record